Molecule: messenger RNA, 1011 nt
Organism: Lolium rigidum
Lineage: Eukaryota; Viridiplantae; Streptophyta; Magnoliopsida; Poales; Poaceae
Product: enoyl-CoA delta isomerase 2, peroxisomal-like
Exons: 2
Coding region: 9-737 (242 amino acids)
Biological process (GO): fatty acid beta-oxidation
Cellular component (GO): peroxisome
Molecular function (GO): delta(3)-delta(2)-enoyl-CoA isomerase activity; enoyl-CoA hydratase activity
Source: RefSeq, a predicted model, not a curated record
CGCCCACGAUGUGCACGCUGGAGAAGCGCGGCCGCGUCUUCGUGCUCACCCUCACGGGCGACGGCGAGCACCGGCUGGGCCACCCGCUCAUCGCCUCGAUCCGCGCCGCGCUCGCCUCCGUCGCCGCGCAAGCGGCCCAGGCCGGCCCGGGGGCGGCCCUGGUGACCGUCGCCGAGGGCCGCUUCUUCUCCAACGGUCUCGACAUCGGGUGGGCGGGCGCCUCCCGCGCCAAGCUCGGGGAGCUGGUGGCCGCGCUCCGGCCCGUGGCCGCCGACCUGCUGGCGCUCCCCAUGCCCACCGUCGCCGCCGUCACCGGCCACGCCUCCGCGGGCGGCUUCCUCCUCGCGCUCUGCCACGACUACCGCGUCAUGCGCGCCGACCGCGGCGUGCUCUACAUGAGCGAGGUCGACAUCGGCCUGCCCCUCCCGCCCUACUUCGUCGCGCUCUUCCGCGCCAAGGUCACCGCCGCGCACGCGCUCCGCGACGUCCUCCUCCGCGGCAGGAAGCUCCGCGCGCCCGAGGCCAAGGAGAUGGGCGUCGUCGACGUCGUCUGCCCCGGCGCGCCCGAGACCGCCGCCGAGGCGAUCAGGCUCGCGGAGGAGCUCGCUGCUAGGAAGUGGGACGGCGCCGUCUACGCCUCCAUCAGGGUCUCCAUGUUCCCUGACGCGUGCAGUAAGGUUGGGAUCGUCGAGGAGAGCGAUGAGGACAAGGCCAGGAGCUUCGCCUCCAAACUCUGAUCCAUCAAGAGAUGAGAUGAGAGGGUUUCUAAGGAUCCAUGCUUCUCUCUUAGUAUUCUGCAUUUGUACAUUGAUCAGCCGCUGAUGCUUUGUAUGAAGCACGAAGUAUAUACUUCUGUAGACUUUGGAAUUUUCUUGCUUUGAAAGUGUGAAAUAACAACAUGCUUGCGUGUGUGUGUGUGACUAUUUAUCUUGUUGGUGCUGCAAGGGAAACUUAUUUACAAAGUUGACAUAUGAUGUGCCUGAAUACAUUUUUCCCCUAGGAUAUUGCCUA